Molecule: messenger RNA, 1890 nt
Organism: Anopheles cruzii
Lineage: Eukaryota; Metazoa; Arthropoda; Insecta; Diptera; Culicidae
Gene: klhl10
Product: kelch-like protein 10
Exons: 6
Coding region: 1-1890 (629 amino acids)
Molecular function (GO): protein binding
Source: RefSeq, a predicted model, not a curated record
AUGGACGAUGAGCUGAUGCCUAGUGGAACGGCCGGAACCGUGCCGAUGGCAUCACCGAAAUCGUCCGAAUCGCUGCCCAAGCGGUGCAUCAGCUUCAUGUCGAUGGUGGCGCUGUGCGAGAUGCGGCUCAGCGAAACGCUGUGCGACGCGUCGAUCGUGUAUCCGAACGAGGGGCACGAGUUUCCGGUCCAUCGGGUCAUCAUGAGUUCCUGCAGUGACUACUUUCGUACCCUUUUCACGACGUCCCUGCCGAGUGACAAACAGACAGUCACCGUCUCCAGUGUCGAGCCGUUGGUAAUGGCCGAAGUCAUCCGGUACGUGUACUGCCGCGAGUGUAACCUUACCGAGCGCAGCGUGUACGAUGUGUUUGCUGCGGCCGACUUUCUGCUCAUCCGAAGCCUCACCGAGUACUGUGGUCGAUUCCUGGUGGACCACCUGCGGCUGGACAAUUGCGUGGCCAUCAUGCAGUUCGGAAAGCAACGGUCCUCACGCCAGCUGUACGAUGCGGCCAGGAUGUACGUUCUGAAGCAGUUUCCGGUGCUGAUUGGAAGCAACGCCGACACGCUGCUGCAGCUUUCCGGGGAAGAUCUCUGCACGGUGCUGGCCAGUGACCAAUUGAACGUGAGCGACGAAGCCAUCGUCUGGGAGUUUGCCGUCCGGUGGAUCGAUCAGGAUCCGGGUGUCCGAGCGCGCCACCUGGUGCCAUUGAUGAAAACCGUGCGCCUGGGACUACUCAGCACGGAGUACUUUUCGGAGAAGGUGAAACAAAACCCGUACGUGGUGGCCACCGAGGAAGCCAAACCACUCAUCAUCGAUGCGUUGACGUAUCUGUACGAUCUCGAAAUGAUUAGCACCAAAGCGAUUAGGGAGAUGAAAACACCGGCCAUCGGGUUGCCACGGUUGCCGCACGAAGUGAUCUUUACCGUGGGCGGAUGGAGCGAAGGGAUGCCACAGGCGAUAAUCGAAACGUACGAUACGCGAUCGGAUCGGUGGACCCGCAUUCCGACCGAGGAUCCGGCCGGACCGCGGGCGUACUACGGAGCGGCUUACAUCGGUACGCAGCUCUACCUUGUCGGGGGGUUCGAUGGUGUGGAGCACUUCCACACCUGCCGCCGGUUCGAUAUGGUCGAGAAAGUUUGGCACGAGAUUGCUCCGAUGCACUUCCGCCGGUGCUACGUGAGCGUUGUGGCACUCGAUGGCCUGCUGUACGCGAUGGGCGGUUACGAUGGCAGCAACCGCCACAACACGGUCGAACGGUACAAUCCACGCACCAACCAGUGGACGCUGAUCGCACCGAUGGCGGCGAUACGCUCGGACGCGGACGCUUGUGUCUUGGGUGGUCACAUCUACAUCACCGGUGGCUUCAAUGGGUCGGAGUGUCUUAACACGGCGGAAUCGUACGACCCGGCCGCGAACCUUUGGUCCCCGCUGCCGCCGAUGCAUUCGCGCCGAUCGGGAGUCUCCUGUAUGGCCCUGGACGGAGUCGUCUACGCGGUUGGCGGAUUCAAUGGCCUGGUGCGGCUGGUAACCUGCGAGCGCUACGAACCGGCCACACGCGCCUGGGUAGUCUGCGCGAACAUGUGCUAUCCGCGGAGCAACUUUGGCCUGGAGACAAUCGAUGGGCGGCUGUGCGCCAUCGGUGGCUACGAUGGGGCCGGUGGGGUCGCGUACGUCGAGUGCUACGAGCCGGAAACGGAUGAGUGGUGCGAAGCGACCAACCUGAGCAUGUUGCGGUCCGCGUUCCGAGCCGUCACCGUGGCCGACCUGCCAAACGUAGCCGACUAUCUGCACGCGGACAAGGAAAAUUUGUUCAACGAACUGUACCACAACCGACAGCUGUCCGAGGUGAUGGAAUCCGAUUCGACGAGCUCUAUCGAGGACAUUGACUGA